AGCAAUAUGGCGACAGAUUGUGACUUCCGAUGCAUAUUUCAUCGAUACACCGGUAUAUGAAGGCGAUAGGACGCCUUACAGAUUGUUAUAGAAUUGUUGAUGUAAUUUUUUAGUCAAGCAAAGACAAUGUCCACAAAGCAUGAAGUUCAAAAGGCUCAAGUUUCUUGGAAGAAAUGUGUUUUCUGUCGUGAAGCGAUUGUUUUCAAAUCACCCCGAGAAUUUUGUCAACACCUUCGUGAUUUCCAUUGCUCCAAAGAGGGAGGGUCGUAUGUGUGCCGUUACGGAAUGAAUGGCGUAUGUCCUUCGCUUCCUUUGGAGGGUGUAAGUGACAGAGACUAUGAGGAUCACGUCGCCAGAGAUCAUGUUUAUAGUGGGGACACAGGUGCUCGGAAUAAAAGUUUAUCCAGCCAAUCUCGACCCAGUUCCUCCUCCCCUCCGACCAGCACAGAGCCCAGUGUGGUGACUGACCAGUUCAAGUGGACAGUGUAUAAUGCAGUGGUCAAUAUGCCUGCUGUCCUCAAUAACCCACGCCUGGCCAGGAGGGAGACUGACUUCUUUACAAAAACAUGGGGACAGGAGUUUGAAAAACAAACGAUCCUCCCAUCACCAUAUAUUCCAGAAAUAACUGCAGAACAUUUCGAGAAGUAUGUUCACAGAACAUCUGCUAGACACAAGAAACAUGUGCGAAACUCACUGAAACUGUCUGAGCCACCAGUACCAAGUCAACAUGCAUUCCCUUCCUUGAAUCUGAAGCAAUUAGAAAAGAACAGAGCUGAACUGGACCAGAUACCAAAAUUGUUUAUGUUGCCAAAUUUUUCACUGGAAAACAUGGAUACCUUCAGUGCUGUGUUUCCAUGGACACAAGUGGAAGAGUCCAUGUCUGGGGCAGGGGGGACCAAGCAGUCAUCUAAACUUUUGCAAGAAAGGAUGAGUCACUACUUGGACGUGGUUGAAGUUCAGAUUGCCAAACAGAUCUCAAUCAAGUCGGAAGCCUUUUUCCACGCAAUGACGUCACAUGACGAACUGCAGGAUCAGUUGCUACACACCUGUCAGGCCAUCAAGCAACUCAGGGACAAAGUGCAUUCCUUAGACGACCGUUUAGCAGUGGGGUCAUUAAAUAUCAUGCACAAAACACGAGCGAGAGCAAACUAUGUGAGCCUUCAUAAUAAAUUAAAGCUUAUGUCAACAAUCCAUCAAACGCAACCCACGAUACAGCUUCUGUUGUCAACCAAUGAGUUUGUCGGAGCUCUUGAUCUCAUCUCCACAUCACAGGAAAUAUUGUCUCAGGAGCUGGCAGGGGUACAUUCCUUUAGACACCUCGGGUCGCAGUUGGCAGAGAUGGAGAAAUUGAUAGACAAGAUGUUGCUGGCUGACUUCCUGAAGUACGUCACCUCAGAGUUGAACAGGCCGGUCACAGAUCUCGAAGUCUUGACUGGAGAGGAAAAACUGGUAUCAAUAUUAUUUGGGCUUCUUCGACAGAAUAAGCUCAACUUCGUUGAUGUUUAUAGAGAGGAAGCAUUUACUGCUCUGAAGGCUGUGAUAAAACAGACUGUGGUGGAAGCUGUGUCUGCAGCAGAUGAUAUCGACACUGAAGGCAAUGUUGGCAGCCUGGCAGAUCAGAUGCGUUUACUCAACUACCCGCAGUGGAUGUCCCUGCUCAAGCACAUCUUCUCCAACAUGAUGCAGCUGCUGCAGAGGACGCAGGCAUUCCAUGGUGUGAUGAGUGAUGUGAUAGGGAUUGCAGCAGGCAGGACAAAGGCGCCAACACCUGUGUCAACACCAACGUCGGCGGACAAGCAGUUCCUGGAGGAACCUUCCCAUCUCCAUGUCUCUGUGAGUGAGGAUGUGGAUGUGAUGAUUACGGAAGCAGAAUACACCAAACUGAGCCUUGGGUUGAAGGAGAUGCUUUGUGCCGUCUGUGAUAACGCUCACGAUCGCUGUGUCAAGGUUGUGGUAGCCAGGGCAAAGGAUGGUUUCCUGGAGAGACUCUCUUCCUCUGAGUUUGUUGCCUUGUGCAGGGAGGUGGAGGGCUUCGUCGGUGAGUGCGAGACCAUCUGCGGCCGACCCAGCACCUCACUCAGGGGCAGCUUACAGAACCAGGCAAACAGGUUUGUUGCCCGAUUCCAUGAAGAAAGGAAAAACAAACUCAGUCUCAUCCUGGACAACGAGAGGUGGAAGCAGGCCGACGUCCCCACAGAGUUCCAGGACCUUGUUGACCACAUCGCAGCUACAGGUUCAUUGUCCAUUCCUGAAAGAAGAAUAGAUUCAGAUGGUAGGAAGCCUUCAGAGUUCAUCACUAUAGACGGAGAAAAAUAUGCAGUGGUUGGCACGGUGCUGAUGUUGAUCAAGAUGGUGGUGGAGUACUGCCAGUGUCUCAACGACAUCCCCACAGCAGCCCCAGACCUCCUCACAAGGCUCAUAGACUUGCUCAAGACGUUCAACUCCCGGACCUGUCAGCUAGUCCUGGGGGCUGGAGCUCUGCAGCUUGUUGGCCUCAAGAAAAUCACAACCAAAACACUGGCGCUGGCGUCGCGGGCCCUGCAGCUGGUGGUACACUACAUGCCGCGGGUGAAGGCACACUUCGAGGACCAGCUCCCCUCACGCAACGUCAACAUGCUCAAACACUUUGAACAGAUUAUCAAGGACUACAAAGACCACAUAGAUGAAAUCAACAACAAGCUACUCACUAUCAUGGAGAACAUGAUGGAAGCACAGCUAUCACAGUAUGAAGUGAAGGCACCAAUGCCAUCAGCGUGCUUCAGGUCCCUCUGUAAACAGAUGGCCAAGCUGCAUGAAGCAAUCAUUGAAAUUCUCCCAGUUUCUCAGGUCAAGGCAUUGUUUGUGAGAAUCAACCAGUCUUUCAAACAGAUACUCAGCAGGCACCUCGUCCGACUCAACGUGUGCAAUGAUGGAGGACCCCAGUAUGGGCUUGUGACUUCGGACCUUUUGUUCUAUGCUGGAAAUUUUCGAACUUUGAAAGGAAUAGAAUGUUUGUGUGAAAAUAUGAACGAUGUAUGGUUACCAAGGUGACAGAUAUGAGUGUGAUUUUGUGAAACCAAAACAAAGAAUUAUUCAGGGCAUCAGAUUCUACAUACAGAUCAUCAUCAUCACCAUCUGUCAACAGCCACAUGCUUGCAUGACCAGGGUGGUAGCCUAGGAGAUUGACCGUGCAACCAUCUUGGAUUACGCAUCUUGAGGCAUGUGAUGAGAAAGAAAUCAGAACCAACCUAACCAUGGACCUGCCAACAAUGUCUCCACACCUGGAACAACCUAUUAUAAUGCCAUAGUGCUUCCCAACCUGCUGAAAAUGAUGUCUUUUUUCGGUUUCGCUGAUAUCAAAAUAUUUGAAGAAUCGGUGUGCCAUAAAUAUGACAAACAUGCUCCUUUUUGUGAACAAGUCCAUUUGGAUCCAUUCCUGCUGUAAAGACAGCAUCAUUUAGUUUACUUCUAUGAUGUGCCUGUGUGACAUGCUUUCAGAGAGUCACAACUAUUACGAGGGUUUUAUCAAAGUUCAUCCAUGGUGAUUGUCAUGUUUGAUAGAUAGUCAGGAAAUCACACCGAGUAAGCAUCUUUCAUUCCGAUAUCAUGCAUAUGAUAAAACUCAGAAUCAGCCCUUUUCCUUCAAAGAAACAGGUAGCCCAGUUCAUUUAAACCCAUCCAGCAUUUGAUUUUUUCCAGACAUUAACACUCACCUGCAUGGUAUCACAGUAUAACGAGGGAGCACUCUAUAACAAGGGAGAUACAGGAAGAAUGUUUUUGAGGGAAAGGCCAUGUAUAAAACCAUUGAUAUUAUUUCACUACUUUACACACAAAGGGAUUGGUACCCUUGCAGUCAAAUUGUUCACUUUCACAUACACAAUAUCUUGGCAGCUUUUGAUUGGGUGGCCAGACAUGUUGGCUCUGUUGGAUGAUGUUUCAAAUUUCUCACUCUUUGUCGCCCUCAGUGGCGAUUCCCGAGCAGAUUGAUCUUCAUAGAGUAGAGCUUGGAUAGGUUAUCUCUGUUGCCUACACUGCCCUACCACCAUAGAUCAUAGUAUGUAGGAUUUAUGAGGAUCAGAGGGGGGUCAUCAGUCACCAUAGUCUACACAUGUCUGAGGAAAAAACAGCCUUGGUAAUGGGCAAAUCGUCUAAAAAACAUGAUGCAUACAGAAAAAUGUAUUGGGAUCUUGUUAGGAUAGAUUGCUUCUUAAAGAUUUUGCUGGAGGCAUCGUCAAUACUUCACAGAUUUGUGUGCAAUACAUUCUAUAUCACCCAUGAGUAUAUGUGGUGCGCUGAUGUGGGUCUAUUUUGAGGAAGACAUCAAAUGAACCCCACUUGAGAUAAUGAGUAGAGCAGAUGGCUGCAAGGCUAUGGUACAAGUUGUCAAAGGAGAAGAAUUACAUUGCGAUGUAAGCUGAAUGCUCACUGGUCUCAGCAUUCACUUGAACCAGGCCUCCGCUUGAUUGGUUGGUUAAGAAUAGCCACCACAUAGCAAAACUCCCUGUGUAUUCACAGGUGAUGGAGGAGUGUAUGGACACAAAUUCAGUGAGUAUUGACAGUGUGCAGAAGAGGGUCACAGAUGACCCAGUGGUCUAAGGCAAAGUCUAUGCAGAGUUGCAUCCUUUAGUCAUGUCAGGAUCCGCUGUUUGUAAGUUUCAAUCCCAGAUUUGUUCCAGUUAUGAUCCUAGGCCUGCACAAAGUGGUAAAUGUUGACAACCAUGACACUUUGGGCUUUGCUCCGACAAUAUGCUGGUGCGUGAUAAAACUGAAGUGGCGGUAAAUCCAGUUCAGUCACUCACAUGCCAAAGGUGAAUAUUGAGUUCUGUUAAGGAAAAAGCAUUCUGUGAUUUGAUAGGAACAUUAUUAAGGCAGGUUUUUUUUAUUACUUGGUGUAUGUAUCAGCCAGUCAAACAUUUCACACAUAUAUAUGAUCAAACUAAAUUUUCUUCUUUUUUUAUUGCCAAGUCUUACAAAGUUUUGAAAAGAAAAAGAAAAUCUUCAAAGCAUGACCUUAAAGAAAGGGAAGUAACCCUUUGACUUGGCCUUCUUCUGAAAAUACUUUUACGAGAUCACUUGUUUGGGUUUUAAAAUGUAUUGUUAUAUACGUGUUAACCAGCAUCCCAAUGGUUUAGGAACAAAAUCUGUAAUCCAAGUAAUAAAAAGAAGGCCUGUUUCACAUGAUUCCAUUUUGAAACCAAAGUAUUACAGAGGGGCGGACUUUAGUGCUACAUGUUUCGAGUGGACGCAGGAAUUCCAAAUCACAUGCUGUCCACUUGACUUCUAUUCACAUAGUAUAAGUGUUGUCUUUUCUCAUAAUAAAUCUAUGUUUUGUAAA
Messenger RNA from Haliotis rufescens (red abalone), 5314 nucleotides. Its product is annotated as vacuolar protein sorting-associated protein 54-like. NCBI's taxonomy places the organism in Eukaryota, Metazoa, Mollusca, Gastropoda, Lepetellida, Haliotidae. The record is from RefSeq and is a predicted model, not a curated record. The transcript has 26 exons. Bases 127 to 3030 code for a protein of 967 amino acids. Gene Ontology annotation, molecular function: syntaxin binding. Gene Ontology annotation, biological process: retrograde transport, endosome to Golgi; Golgi to vacuole transport. Gene Ontology annotation, cellular component: GARP complex.